This is a messenger RNA of Acanthopagrus latus (yellowfin seabream), 8358 nucleotides long. RefSeq names its product platelet endothelial aggregation receptor 1 (gene pear1). The coding region runs from base 1642 to 4728 and encodes 1028 amino acids. NCBI's taxonomy places the organism in Eukaryota, Metazoa, Chordata, Actinopteri, Spariformes, Sparidae. Gene Ontology annotation, cellular component: membrane. The transcript is spliced from 22 exons. The record is from RefSeq and is a predicted model, not a curated record. Gene Ontology annotation, molecular function: protein binding.
AAACAUGAUCCCCUUCAGGAUUAACUCUGACCAACAGGGGGUUGAAGGCCAGUCUUUCCUUUUGUUUAUGACCAGAUUAAUACAGACAUUUCCAACAGUUUCUGGUUGUGUUUUCAUCUAAGGAGAAAAUGUUACCAUGCUAACAAGCUAAACUAAGGUGGAAGGCAUUAUGAACAUGACAUGCUAAACACUGGCAUUAUAACUGUGAGCGUUUAGCGUGCUGAAGUUAAAAUGUAUCCAUGCCUAAAUGGCGCCUCACUGAGCUGCGAGCAUGGCUGAAAAUUAAAGACACAAUCUGUGAAAUCUGACAAAGUUUUAACAGUAAGAGAGACCUGUGUUGGUGUUACUCCUUCUUCUGAGAUCUGAGGUUUUUUUGGGUUUUUUUUUUUUAAUGCAUCACUUGACCAAAGAAGAUAAUCUUGAUCUGUGGCUGCGACGUCACUGUCCUAACAUAUCAGAGAUCUCCCUGAGGACGUGCAUGUAGACUACAUGAGAAGUUGUGGCACUGUAAUUCUGUCAGAUGGGACUUGUUGAGAAAACAGAGAGGAACUGGCCAGACUGAUCUUAUGUCAACAUGACGUCCCCGUGGUCUAGAAAUGCCGUGACAUUCCCACGAUUGCGUCGAUCCAGAGGGGGCUCGCACCACUGCCCUGCUGAACUUCUGUUCAUUUCUGACGGGAUAUUUUCAAGAGGAGGAAAAAAAAAAAAAAAAAAAAGCGCUCCCUUUUGCUCCCUGAGAGCCUAACAGGGUCCCCGUGCCGACGCGCUCUCUUGGGCCGAUGCGCUGAUCGGAUCCAGAUGCUGCUGAAGUGUGGAAGGGGACAGCAGAGGAGUGUGCAGGCUUCACUGCAGCACUGAUUGAUAGAGGUCAACAUGAAGUUGGGAGUCACGUUUCUUGACUCCGAUCCCUCCCUCUCUCUCGUUCUCUGUCUCUUUUUACGCUCUCGCUCUACCCCAUCCAUCCCGCCUGCUGUCAGGUCGUCUCCUGAUGCCUGUGUUUUCUGUGCCCUGUUGAGGCGGCGUGGAGCUCGGCGGGGCGCAGACAGCGUUACGCUCCACGUCUGGCUCGUUGCCUCACCUCCGCUGAGCCUUUAAUGAACUCUUUUACAGUCGGAGGCUGAAUCUCAAACCGCAAUUUACAGACACCGAGAACCAGUUCGAUGAAUCUUUCUAUCCAACCUGCUGUGAGACGUUAACUAUAGUGAAUAAAAACAAACAAUUAAUGUAAAUCUCUUGCUGAGAGUAAGAAUGUAACUUUGCUUUUUUUUUUCUCUCUCUUUUUUUACAUUUUCCAGCUGUGUGUGCAACAUUUUCCACUUUACAUUUGCCUCAAAGAGCUCCACACAGUUACUGCUGUGUCCAGGCUGCUCAUAUCUUUCACCUCAUUUUUUCACUUCACCUUCAAAAACACACUACUUUAGUCGGGACUUAUAAACAAAAACACCACCUCCUCAGCACAGCCUAAACAAAGCAUUAAGCGCUUGUGGUUUUCUUGCAGAACCAGACUGUUUUGCAUUGUAAUAAUAUUGCUCUUACUGUGUCCGCCUCCUGUAUUUUUUCCCCCCUCUUAUAACAAUAUGAAUAUGUUUGUGCCCUGUGCCGCCUCCGCUGAAAUGUUUGGGUUCUUACAUCCUUCGGUGAAUGUCUGUCCGUUCUUCCCUCAGGACCAUGCCGACCCUGCAGAGCUCCGUCGUCCUGCUGCUUCUGAGCUUCCUGGUUGAUCUGAGCUUCUCUCUGAACCCAAGAGACCCGAAUGUGUGCAGCCUGUGGGAGAGCUUCACCACCUCGGUGAAAGAGUCGUACUCGCAUCCUUACGACCACGUGACAGAGGAGCCCUGCUCGGACCCUCGGACCGCCUACAGAUGCACGCGCCACAGGAUCACCUACAAGACGGCCUACAGACAGGCGGUGAAGACCGACUACCGCAAGAGGUACCAGUGCUGUCCGGGCUAUUACGAGAGCAGAGACAAAUGUGUCCCUCGCUGCACCAAGGAGUGUGUCCACGGUCGAUGUGUCGCUCCGGACCGCUGCCAGUGUGAGGGAGGCUGGCGAGGUGACGACUGUUCCAGCGCCUGCGAUGACAAACACUGGGGGCCAGGCUGCAGUUUGCAGUGCAGGUGUGAGAACGGAGCCCUCUGCGAUCCCGUCAAGGGGGCGUGUCAGUGUCCUCCGGGCUUCAUCGGACGGUACUGCGAGGACUCCUGUCCAGCCGGCACCUUCGGGAAGGGCUGUCUGCAGAGGUGCAAGUGUGGGACCGGAGGAUCCUGCGAUAAAGCAACCGGAGAGUGUGUGUGUCGGGACGGAUUCACUGGGACUUUCUGUGAGAAGGCGUGUGGCAGGAAGUGCCAGGCACGAUGCCCCUGCCAGAAUGGUGGCAUCUGUCGGGGCAAAGGGAUCUGCGCUUGCCCGCCUGGAUGGACGGGUGCAGUUUGCACGGAGCGAUGUCAGGAGGGACGGUACGGACCGAACUGUGCCGAGGAGUGCGUCUGCCACAACAGGGGCAAAUGUGACCCUGAAACUGGACAGUGUCAGUGUGCUAAAGGCUUCACUGGUAACAGGUGCAAUGAGGAGUGUGCUGCAGGCUCUUACGGUCAGGACUGUAAAAGUGUGUGUGACUGUGCGAACGGUGCGCGCUGCUACAACAUCGACGGAGGCUGCCUGUGCGAGCCGGGCUUCAGCGGGCCACAGUGCAGGGACAGGAUGUGUGCGCCCGGUAAAUACGGCAUGCACUGUGAGCGCACCUGUCUCUGCCAGGACAAACACACACUCAGCUGCCACCCAAUGAAAGGAGAGUGCACGUGCCAGCCCGGGUGGGCAGGACUGUUCUGUAACGAGACCUGCGCUCACGGUUUCUACGGUCAAGGCUGCCUGGAGCCGUGUCUGUGUGUGAAUGGAGGGGUGUGUGACAGCGCCACCGGCCAGUGCCAGUGUUCCCCCGGGUUCACGGGGGUUCACUGUGAGAGUCAGUGUAAAAGUGGCACCUAUGGGAAGAACUGCUCUCUGGAGUGCUCCUGUAAGAACUCUGUCGACUGCUCGCCGGUUGACGGGGCUUGCUUCUGCAAAGAGGGCUGGCGAGGGCCGGACUGUUCCACCCCCUGCUCUGAGGGAACCUGGGGCCCAGGAUGCAACGCCACCUGCCAUUGCACCAACGGGGCGAAGUGUAAAGCUGCAGAUGGUUCCUGCGUCUGCACAGCAGGCUGGCAGGGGGCGCGCUGUGACCAACCGUGCCCGAUGGGCACGUUUGGGCCAGGCUGUCUGAAGAGGUGUGAUUGUGUUCAUGCUGACGGCUGCCAAGCUACCACCGGGGAGUGCCACUGUCUGCCAGGCUGGUGGGGUUCUCGUUGUAACGAGCCGUGUUCGGAGGGCCUGUGGGGUCGACACUGUAACCAGACCUGUUUCAAACAUUGUCCCAACAGCGACACGUGCUUGAGGGAAACUGGAGCGUGUGUGUGUCGUCCAGGCUACUGGGGAGUCACCUGUCAGAACAAAUGCCGAGCAGGUAUGUAUGGCGACCAGUGCAGCAUGUCGUGUCCGUCCUGUGGCCAGUCGUACCGCUGCCACCAUGUGACAGGAGAGUGCGACUGCCUUCCAGGACACACCGGAGCCAACUGCGAUCAAGUUUGUCCAGCUGGCUUCUAUGGCAAACUGUGCUCAGAGGUGUGUGUGAACUGUGCCAACAACUCCACAUGCGACCACCGAGACGGCCACUGUGAGUGUUUACCUGGCUGGACCGCAACCGACUGCUCCAUACCCUGUACUCCAGGACGUUUUGGCCCAUUCUGUACUCAGACCUGCUCCUGUCCGCCCAACCUCAUCUGUGACCGAUUUACUGGAGACUGUGUGUGUGAAGGUGGAGGCGACGACUGUAAACAAGACUCGUCUGAGCAGUCGGGGAGCGUCAUGGUUCCUCUUCCUCCCGGCGAGAGGGAGUCUUGGGGAGCCAUCGGUGGCAUCGUCGUGCUCGUCAUCCUGGUGGUGUUGCUUCUGGCUCUGCUGCUGCUCUACCGCCGCCGGCAGAAGGACAAGCAGAACAACACGCCGUCUGUCUCCUUCUCCGCCACCCGAACAGUCAACUCUGAGUACGCCGUUCCAGAUGUUCCUCACAGUUACCACCACUACUACUCCAACCCCAGCUACCACACACUGAGCCAGAACAGGCCUCCGCUGCCGCACCUCCCCAACAACCACGACCGCACCAUCAAGAACACCAACAACCAGCUGUUCUGCAGCGUGAAAAACAUGGAGAGGGAGAGACGGGGCCUCUUCGGGGUCGAGAGCAACGCCACUCUACCUGCAGACUGGAAACACCACGAGCCUCGCAAGGAUGCAGGAGCGUUUGGAAUCGACCGGAGCUACAGCUACAGCGCCAGCCUUGGAAAAUAUUACAACAAAGAGCUGAAGGACGCGGUGGCGGCCAGCAGCAGCUCCCUGAACAGCGAGAAUCCUUACGCCACCAUCAAAGACCUGCCCGGCCUGCCCUUCUGCCCCCCAGAGAGCAGCUACAUGGAGAUGAAGUCCGCCGUGCCCAGAGAGCGAGCGUACACCGAGAUCAGCCCGCCGCCGUUCAACACGGCCACCUUACGCAGAGAGCGUCAGAGCUCCCUCGGUCACGCUCCACCAGAGGACCCCCAGAGCCACUACGACCUCCCUGUCAACAGCCACAUCCCGGGACACUACGACCUGCCGCCCGUCCGCCGCCCCCCCUCCCCCAGGAGAACACCUCAGUGACGGUCAGAGCGAGUCCCCUCCUCCUGACUUUGGGGAUGAAUUUAAGCCCGUUCUCGCAAAAACAAAGAGCAAACUUUCAGCUCUCCUCUGACAAUCAGAGCAGCAGUGAGGCUCCUGUCACACUGAGUUGUUUACAGUGGAUGGUUCCCCCCCCCCCCCACCCUCUUCGACUCAACACCGCCCCUCUGUGGGCCAAAGUGGUACUCGCUUCACCGUGACAGACUUGUCAUCCAGACAGGCUGUGGUGAGGAAGGCAGGACUGUGGCGACGCCAGCGGGGCUUCAGCUGCGCUCACCUCCCAUGGGAAAAACACUCCCGAAGAUCUUUACGGUUAAAAGCAGCCACAUGGGAAUGUUCAUGUGUUUGAACUCAUCCAAACGGGCUCCAGUCGAAAUUUUCCAAAUAUUUCGCCUGCUGCCGAUCAGCUGUUUAAAUUUCCCCCCUUUUAUCAGAAUUCAAAAUUUCUAGUCUGCUUUUUCAAACUGCAGUUGCAAACUCUUUAAACAGGCGGCUGUGGAUGAAGUCUUCACAGCUGGACUUUCUCUUUGGAAAACCUUGUCAACUUUAAAAAAAAAAAAAAAAAAAGGAAAAGAGACAAAGGUCAUCGAGUAGUGUCUUUUGUCUGAGACACAUUGUUAAAAAACCUUCUUUCUCUAUUGUUGAUCUGCUGCGUUCAGGAACAGCAGCACCAAAGAUUUGUUUACAACCUGAAGGCAAAAACAGACGUUCUUUUUUAUAAGAUACUUCAUAUCACUGACUCCCAAAGGUGGCAUUCAGAAACACAAUGAUACACGUGUCCCCUGUUUGUCUAAAGAAUUGUGGCUCACUUAUUGCUGCUGUUAGAAGAAAAACUUUGUAAAUAUAGAAAUGAAUAUAUUUUUAGCUUCACAGUAAGAAGAAAAACAGCCUUUUUUUUUUAAGAUGAUCGUGUUUUUAAGGGGUUUUACGUGAUGUAUCUGGACACUGACAAAUACCAAAAGCUCUUACAAACCAAAUUAAAGCAGCAUAUUGAAUGUCAAUGCAGUGUCCUACAGAAACUUUGUGUCAUAUUUAAAGGGCUGGUUCACUCAAAAAAGAAAAAAAACAUUUUUUCAUUACAUAAUGGUCCAGUGUGUAGGAUUUAUUAGUUAGAUAUUAGCGUGUAAUCACCUCAAAGUUAGAAUCGAUGCGUUUUAUAUCUAUAGAGGGAGCCCGUCCUCUUCCUCAGAGAAACAAAUCACCUGAAAAGAAAGCCUUUCACGUACGUAGGGGUCACUGUGGGUUCUCAUCAGUGUAAAAAAAUACAUUAAAGUUGAGUAAAGAUAUCUUGUUAAAUAUUACUUUGGUAAAAGUGAAAGUCCCCAAUAGGAAUAGCAGUUUUGUACAAAUUAAAGUAUAUUUUACAUUCCAUAUUCAGCAUUAAGAUAAUCAGAAUCAGAGUUCUGAUUUUAUCCAAUUGCUGUUGAGAUAAAUUAAUUUAAUGUGCUACAAUAUUUGCGUCUAACAUGUUGUAAGGUGGAAGUACGAAGUAUCUAAUAAAUGGACACAGUGUAGUAAAGUACCUCAAAAUAUGGUUUUAGUGCAGCACUUGGGUGAAUUAAUUUAAUUUAAUUCCAUCAACGGCUGUCCCACAUGCUGGGAAGGGGAAGGGGUGAGGUGAGGGGUAUUCAGUUGGUUGCAGUCUGCAACCUUACCUCAUUUAAAUCCUACAAACUGGACCUUUAAAAGAGUUCUCCUUCAAUUUUAUCAUUGCAUUCCUGUAUCAAUCUGAACUCAUGCGAUGUCUUUUUAAUUCCAUGCUUCCUUGUCUAAACUUUGUGCCUACAUUACCCACAAUGCAACUAGACCGCCAGCAAUUAUGACAGACUUUGAUGCAUUAUAAUAUUAGCAGCUAAUACAGCCUAAAUCAGAGAUAAAGCGCGGGCUACACAGGUGUCAGAUGUGGUAUUUUUACUUUUUGUACUGACACUGACUCAGGUGACAUCACACGAGGCAGUUUAUCAGACGUCCCACAGCUCCUUCUGAAGCCUCAAAACAUUUUACACAAGAGUUUUGUUUUUUUUUAAAGACUUUUGAACACUUCACUGUCAUACACACAUGCUGAUAUUCACUUUCAUCAACGGUUCUGACUGAAACUACUUUGUAUUGCAACAUAUUCCCAAUGAAUCCUGUUCAGUGUACUCAAUUAUCCCAAGAAACAGGAACAGCGUUUCUGCAAAGACACGUUCUUUCUAAACAAUUUUUAAUGUUUAGAGCAUGCAAAUUACAGUCGCCUCUUUUUUAUUGCGUUGAGGCAGAAAUAAGAUAUUUUGAAAAAAAAAAAUGGAACAUUUAAAACCAAACUAUCUGUAGCUCUGCUUCCAUCAACAUAUUUAUACACAUUUUGAAGCAUCACAUUAGAAAAGGUUGAUGGACACUGCAACAUUUCAGAAACCAUUUUCAAUUCUCACAAAAAAGAUUUUCUGCUCACUUUAGAAUUAAAUGGUUUUUUCCCCCAUUUUUCAAAUAACUUUAAUGGGUGAAUUGGCUUUUGAAUUAUCCAUUUGGCCUAAACUGCAUUUAAAAACUGCGUCAAACAUUGCAGCGAAGCCCUACAUUUAGUUUCAACAUUAUUUUUUUCUAAAUUGUAUUUUAUCAUCCUGUCUUGCCUCUGAAUCAUUUUAAAAACACUAUAAUGUGUCUGUUUGGCAUCACAUUUGGAUCACAUUGUCCCGUCAGUAAGAUGUUAUAAACCCUGUGUACCAGAAAGAAUGUACAUUGUGCUUUAAGUGCUUUAGUUGUGUGUAGAGCUUCAGCUUUUUGUUGCUGUUGUUGUUCAUGUAUGGCCAUAUAUUUUUGAAUGUAACCAUGGGAACAUGUGUAUAUAAUGUAAAUAAAAAUGGCUGCACUUUUCACCAGUGGCUUUGAGUGACAAUGUUCAACAUGAAGAAAAAAAACCACAGCAGUCAGUCACAAGAAAAAAAAAUAAGAAAUUUACUCAUUAUUUUAGAAAAGAAAAGAGAAAAUUAAAUCAUAUGAAGUGAAUGCGUUCCAUGUUACAGUUACAGCAUCAUUUUGACAGAAAAUAACACAAAUCCAACUUCAAGCUAAUUAGAACUGUAGCAUAAAGUCUCAUAAAAAGAAAUCCCUUUCUGUAACACUUUUAAUCCUUAAGUCCUUCAAAUGAUUCAUGAGGCCUCCGUCGAGGCUUUAACAGGGAGGUCAGGGUCUCACAAAGGCCCUUCAAGAGGUUUUGACACGUAGAGCACGUCUGUUGCUUUAAUCAGAUUUUGGUUUCUUCAUUAAUUAGAACUAACAUUGCAUACAAAUGUUAAAGAGAAACUGUUUCUUAAGGAAACACUAAAAACAAGAAGAACCGCUGCAAAACAAGUUUCUUUCUGCUUAAUCAUCAGUCAGACGAGCCUCUGUGAAACCUCGACCACACCCCGAAAUGAUCUUUUCUCUGAGGGAUGAUUAGUUUAUAGUUGCAUACAUUACACAGUUAAACACAGUAAUCAUCUCCUUACAUUGAAUGUGCAAUUUUCUUAUAAAUCUGUCAUAAAGGCCAAAUACUAAACAUCUUUGGAGCUGGCCGUGGACUUUUUUAAGGCACUUUGGGGACCAUAGUGAAAAAAACUGAAAUCUGAAUAUGCAAAAAAAAAAAAAAAAGAA